AUGUCACUCAUGGACAAGCGAAGCGCGAUGGAGGCUGAGAUGAACGCCAUCAUCGCUCGCCUCUCUCAGCCCGGAGCUCCUGGUAUCUCCGGCAGCCUCGUCGAUUCUGAGGGCUUUCCUCCCAACGAUACCGACAUCCUCGUUGUUCGAGCCGAACGACGUCGUCUUGCAGAGUUGCGCAAUGACCACAAGGAGAUAAGUGAGCAAAUAAACCAAAAUAUUCAAAUUCUGCAUUCAGCAAGACUUGGAAAUAGGUCAUUUGCCUACAAGAAUCCAGAUACUCAGACCUCAUCAACUAUGGACACUGUUACAUCACUGACAUCACAAAAUGUCCUUGUGAGACAUUCCCCCAAUUCAAUGGAUGUGGAUGUGUUGAUUAGUAGACCCUUUGCAAUGGUAGACGAGAUAGCAGAUGCAUCACCAGCUGUGGAGGAUGGUUUACAACUUGGAGAUCAAAUUCUUAAAUUUGGCAAUGUGGAAGCAGGUGAUAAUUUGCUUGAAAGGCUUUCUUCCGAGGCUCAGUCAAAUCUGGGUCGUGCAGUACCAGUUGUUAUUAUGAGGCAAGGCAUCGUGAUCAACUUAACUGUUACACCUAGACCUUGGCAAGGCAGAGGACUAAUGGGAUGUCAUUUUCGGAUCUUGUAG
This is a messenger RNA of Sphenostylis stenocarpa, 645 nucleotides long. The record is from the annotation of a GenBank genome assembly. Lineage: Eukaryota; Viridiplantae; Streptophyta; Magnoliopsida; Fabales; Fabaceae.